ACAAAUUCUUAAAAUUAAAUUGCUUUCAAAAACAAUGUCUACAAUUUUUCUUAGUAUAGUAAACUAGAUAGAUUGUAAAUAAUUAUAUAUAUAAUCUUAUUGUCCCUCUAACUCUAAUAGAGUUAUGCUAUUUGAUAAUAAUUUAUUAUAUCGAACAUAAAUUUUAGCAACGUUCACACCACAAUACAAAGAUGGAAAAACGAAGACUUCUUUUAAAUUUAACAAAAAAUAAAAGAAUUACUCUCAUCUUUGAGAAAUGUUUCUCAGAUGCCACUGCAACUAAUAAUAAUGAGAAAACAACACAUUUUGGAUUCAAAACUGUCAAAGAAAGUGAUAAAGUGAAAGAAGUAUAUACAGUUUUUGAGAAGGUAGCAAAUUCAUACGAUCAAAUGAAUGAUGCUAUGAGUUUUGGAAUUCAUCGCAUUUGGAAAGAUAUAUUCAUUCAAAGGCUUGGACCAACUCAUGGCACCAAAUUAUUAGAUUCGGCUGGUGGCACAGGAGACAUUACAUUCAGAUAUUUAAAUUAUUUAAAGAAUACCCCUAAUUACCAAGAUGUAAAAAGUUCUGUAACAGUUUGUGAUAUAAAUAAGAAUAUGUUAGACGUUAGUAAAGUAAGAGCAAAAAAAUUAGGAUGGACAGUUCAAAAUAAUUUUAAUAUUGAUUGGAAGCAAUGUGAUGCAGAAAAGCUUCCUUUUGAGGACGAUUCAUAUAAUGCUUACACAAUAGCCUUUGGAAUAAGAAAUGUAACACAUAUUGGGAAGGUACUUUCUGAAGCGUACAGAGUACUUACUCCAGGUGGUUGUUUUAUGUGUUUAGAAUUCAGUCAUGUAGAUAAUAAUAUUUUGAAAUGGCUCUAUGAUCAAUAUUCAUUUCAAAUAAUACCCGUGUUGGGUACACUCAUAGCAGGAGAAUGGCAGCCCUAUCAAUAUCUUGUUGAGAGUAUUAGAAAAUUCCCAAAACAAGAAGAAUUUAAAGACAUGAUUGAAGUAGCAGGUUUUAGAAAUGUAAUGUAUGAAAAUUUAAAUAGUGGUAUAGUAGCUAUUCAUUCGGGUUUUAAAUUAUAAUAAAUACCGUUUUUUGUUGAGAUAUAAUUAAAUGUAUUAAAUAACAAACUACUUGUUAUAUAUCUUUCAUUAUAUCCAAAGAUUUGGUGAAAAUAACACUUCAUUAUAUUGUUA
Bombus pyrosoma is the source of this 1178-nucleotide messenger RNA. RefSeq names its product 2-methoxy-6-polyprenyl-1,4-benzoquinol methylase, mitochondrial (gene Coq5). Gene Ontology annotation, molecular function: methyltransferase activity. The transcript is spliced from 6 exons. Bases 192 to 1064 code for a protein of 290 amino acids. The record is from RefSeq and is a predicted model, not a curated record. Lineage: Eukaryota; Metazoa; Arthropoda; Insecta; Hymenoptera; Apidae. Gene Ontology annotation, biological process: ubiquinone biosynthetic process.